UUCGCUUAUAGUCCGUCUGCCCUAUCGUUUCGUUUGGAAAAUUCAGGAAAAUACAAAGUUAAAAGAUUAUCUACAGUUGUCUGACAUUAAAGUUACUAUGGGUCAGACUUACAGUACACAAGCAUUUAGUGAUAUUGAUUCAUAUCUGACAAGCAAGAAAAAGGUUGAAAAUCAGAAACUUGUCAGAAAGACUCAAUCAGUAACACCGCUUCAAAAUCGAACAGAAAUUCAGCAAAUUCAGGAAUCUUGCUCCACGCAGCAAGCCACGUUUCUGGCAGAGGACCAGAAAACAUUGAACCCAGCAAUCCCUACUCUUGCAAAAGAAGAGGAAUCAAACAAGCUGCUUGAAGAUGAGAUGACAAAGAGCCGUCUACUGGGGGAAAAAGUUGAAAACCUCGAACAAGAAAUGUGGAACAAAGAUGCUGAAAACGCUAGUCUCAAGUCACAAAUAUGUAAAUUGAAUGAGAUGGUUGCCGAAGAACAGCAGAAGACCUACCAAGAACAGGUCAACCUCUACCAUGAGCAGGUGAAGACCUACAAUGAAUGGGAAGAGAAACAAAAGGAAAUAGAAAAGAAUAAAAUUCUCCAAGAGAAACUUUCAAAAGUAGAGGAAGAAUUGUUGAACACUAAAACUCGGACUACAGUUGAAAAUGAUACGGACCUAAUGGAUUCGAGCGAUUCUGAGGCCACUCUUGUUAAUUGUGAUGUAAGUUACGUACCCGAACAAAGGAUAUGCCACAAAGCCGAUGACCAAUCUCAUAUGACCUCUUCUAUAAGCGAACCAACCGAACAAUUUGAUUUUGAGCACGGAAUCAUUAAAGGAAAUUUGCAGCCGAUUCCGAUUGUUCCUAAUCCAGAUGAUUCUGGGAUUGACUCUGAGACUAUUAUCAAAAACCAGUGUAAUCCAGUCAAACCUGAACCUGAACCUGAAUUUAUUAAUACUGAUGACGUAGAACGCGAAGUUGACAUGAUGAUUUCCUUAUGCAAUGCAGAAGAAGAGGUUGAACAGUUAAAAUACUAUCUUCGACUUUCACAAGAGGAAAUUUACAUCGCCAGAGCUCAGGAACAUGACAUGUACGAGAAACUGCAGGAAGUUGAGCAGGAUAGAUUUCGUUUGGUUCAGCGAGUUAAUGGUUUAUUCAAAACCAACCAAGCAUACGAAAAAGAUAUUACAGUGCUGCGUGAUUUGAAUAAGAAAUUUAAAGACGGCCUUCUCGAGAUGCAGUCUGAACUUAGUGAAACCGAGGAUCACAACGCAAAAGUGUUCCAGAACAUAACCACCGAAAAUGAAAACCUGAAAGAACGACUUCUCGACUACAAAGAUAUGGUUCAGAACCUAACCGUUGAAAAGAUAAAGCUGUCCGGGGACAAUAAAGGACUCAACAACAAACUCGUCGCUUUUGAGACCUACUGUGUCAACUACCAAAAUAUGGUUCAGAAUCUAACCAUGGCAAAGGAAAAACUGUCAGCGGAAACUGAAAACCUCAACAAACAACUUGUUGAGGAACGGUCUGGUUUUUGUGCCAUGGAAUUGGAGGUUGGCUACAAAGAUAUGGUUGAGAACCUAACCGUUGAAAAUAUAAAGCUUUCCGGGGACAAUACUGAACUUAAAAACAAUUUCGCCUCUUUAGAGUCUUACUGUGCCGGCUAUAAAUACGUGGUGAAGAAUCUAACCAUGGACAAGGAGGAACUGUCCGCGGACAAUGACAGCCUCAACAAACAACUCACCGAAGCACGGGCCGGAUUUUGUCUUAUGCAGGAGGAGUACAAAUUCUUGAUCGAUGACAUGACCACGGAGAAUCAGUAUCUCAUCGAGGAGAAUCAGGAGCUAACUUCGGAAAAAGAGAAACUGCACAAAAGGCUUAAAAAAUGUCAAGGGUAA
Bolinopsis microptera is the source of this 1882-nucleotide messenger RNA. RefSeq lists its product as uncharacterized. The record is from RefSeq and is a predicted model, not a curated record. The transcript is spliced from 6 exons. NCBI's taxonomy places the organism in Eukaryota, Metazoa, Ctenophora, Tentaculata, Lobata, Bolinopsidae. Bases 98 to 1882 code for a protein of 594 amino acids.